This is a messenger RNA of Labrus bergylta (ballan wrasse), 4497 nucleotides long. It is a transcript of the gene bmf2, whose product is annotated as BCL2 modifying factor 2. Gene Ontology annotation, biological process: positive regulation of apoptotic process; negative regulation of autophagy; apoptotic process. The record is from RefSeq and is a predicted model, not a curated record. NCBI's taxonomy places the organism in Eukaryota, Metazoa, Chordata, Actinopteri, Labriformes, Labridae. Gene Ontology annotation, cellular component: myosin complex.
UGCAAAGAGGGAUACGAGUCGCAUGAGUGCAGUCCGUCGGAGACAAGGUAAACAGCAAGUUGUCAAGAUACCACCGAUCACAACGGAAAGCGCUUUUGCUGGCGGGAGUUUACCGCUGAGGCGUCGGAUGGAUGAUGAGGAGGAGGACAUGUCACGGCCCAUCUCGCAGCUCUGGGGAACUCCCUUCAGGGACAUCAAAUACGAAGACCCAUCCACACAGAUCACAGCCGGACAGGCCUUCCCCGCCAUCACCGCUGCCAUGCCUACUUCACAGAGCCAUAACAACAACAGCAUCAGCGUCGACACGCUGCCUUGCAGUUUGCACCGGCAGCCUCACUUACCCUUUCACGGCAAUGCUGGAUUACGCUCACAUUUCCCUGCUCAGUUUGAGCCCAUGGAGGACAGGGGAGAGAGGCAGAUAGAAGAGGAGGAGGAAGAAGACAGAGGGGAGGAAGACGACAGGAUGGCGGAAAGGCUGGAGGAGCAGGCGGGGGCGAGCGUCGAGGCGCAAAUCGGUCGCAAACUCCGAGAGAUAGGAGACAAGUUCCACCAGGAUCAUGUUGAACUGUUCAUGAGGCAUCAGAGACAAAACCUGCCCGCCUGGAUGCGCCUUACCAUGGCCCUGUUUGGCUUUCUGUUUCAAAGAGAGGCUCUCUUCCCUCGCCUGAGAGGAGCGCAGAGAUGAAGGGACUGCCUGCUCGGCUUUGUCUCGGCCCCCCCUUUGUCUCCCUCCUCUUCCCUUCCUCACGGGGUUGAGGGUCCAGACUUUAAGAGAUGGCACUGUAAGAUGGAACACGGGUUUGGAUUUUUUUGUUUUCUAAUUGAAGAUGAGAUGAAGAAGACACUAGUCACCGCUGGACGGAGACUUGAUUACAUUUCUUUUGUUACUUUUUUUUUUUUAUUAGCUUUUUUUUCGUCUUUCCAAGAAGGAGCCAUUGUGUUUAAAGAGAUAUUUUCGAAAUAUUUGUAAGAUGACCUAUUUUGUACAGUAAACCGCUCUUUUUAUUUGGUAUUUCAAGUCUUGAAGGACCUCCAUCAGUCCGGGGAAUGCCUUAUUCUCUCCUGCCACAGGUCAACAACUCUUUUAUUUUAUUUUUUUGCAUUAACGAAUCCAUAAAGACAAGAGAAUCCAUUUUUAAGAUUUGGGCCAGUUUCAUUUGGAGACCAUCUGUGGAUAUGGACGUUUCUGCGCUGAAGUUUCACACUUCAAACCUUGAGGACUCGAGGCACAUUACUAAUUUAUUCUCAGAGUUACAACACGCCCUGAACUUUCCUUUGACUUUUCCACACUGGCGUUUUUUUUUUUUUUUUUCUUCAAAUGGUUGAUUGAGAUGAUGUGUUACACGCUGGUGUGGCACUGUGUUUUUACCAGCUUCCACUGUAGAUGUAGAAACAUUUUUAUCAACCUGUGUCGUCCAUCCGUAUCUCCAACUCGAGUACCACUCAUGCUGUUCAAGUGUGUUGAUUAGAUCCUGUUGUUUUAAAGGAAAAACACAUGCAUACUUGAAUUUAGAGUUACUUCAAGAUUGUAUUUGUGAUUACUCUUACAAUAUGUGAUCCUGUGUUUGUAGGAGAGUGUGCUUACUGUUCCCCAAAUCUGCAGUAAUAUUUCUACCAAAUAAGCACAAAGACAAACAAAUCUCCUCUGUGGGAUGACCAUCAGGGAACCGGGAAAAACAAUCAGACAGCUGAAAGUCUUUGGAUGAAUUUGAUCACUUUCUGAAGCUCUUCAGGGGUUCGUUCUCUGGCUGGAUUGACAAUCUUCACCCUUUUUGCUGCAUUGUGAAUUACCUGUGAAAAAAAAUACAGCAUCUUUUUUUUAUUUAUUUUUUAGGGCUGAGCAAUAUUAAAGCCAGUGGAAAGAAGCAGGAACAAUCUUCAGGAUUUGUUGCAUUUGCAAUCAAACUGACACCCAUAAAAAAAGGACAUUUCCCCAAGACAUGUUUGCGUUGUCAAAGAAACACACCUCUUAACAAAUACCUUUUUAUGACAGAAACAUUUGAGUUAAAAGCCACAGAGAUGCUUUUUUUUUUUUUUUUUUUGCUCCAGGUUUAGUCAAAUAUCUCACACACUUUCUUCAAACCUGAUGUGCUGAUACACGUUUGUAUCACCUCAACUUUUCAUUCAAGUGCUUUCUUUCACCAAACUGCCAGUGGUACAUUCUGCUUCACUCUGUACAGUUAAAAAAAACAAGACAUUUUUACUACUCACACAGACACAUUCAAGGUAAAGGAGAAGGUUUAUACUCCUUGCUACGUGCUACGUUAGCAUUUUGCAACAACACAUCCACCGUUUCUAAAUGUAAGGAAAAAAAGUCUCCUCUGACUUCAAAUACGAUGUUAACAAUUCCUCAUUUGAUGUAUUUUUUCAGUCUGUUGUAGACUCAUGAUAUGAACUUUUGAAGACACUGAUGUUUUUUUUUUUUUUUUUUACUUUCUCUUUUAUGUUUUCCUCAGGGAGUAGUUAAAGUGACCGUGUUGAUUACCUGACGCUUAUGUCGAAAGUGUUCGCAAAAUUCUGCCUUUUAGCGAGGACGUGAUGCAGUGGACGACGCUGAACAAGCAAAGAUGUUUCAUUCGAUUUUUUUUUUUUUUUUAUCUUUCCAAAUACUUUCACUCAACAUAAAAGUGUGUUACAUAUUUUAUUCUAUGACUAAAAAAAACAGCUGAACCAAAAGUUUGUUUCCUGCAAACAAUGAACGCUGAGCCAAUUCAGAUAUCUUUUCUGACACACUCUCUGGUCUUCAUACUCCCGCUCUCUCGUGUUUAACUACUCCCUGUCCUUAUUGACAAGAAGAUUCACUUUGUUUGGUCUCUUUUGGAUAAUUUAUUCUAAUUUAUUUGUGUGUAUAUUCGCUCAGUGCUACUGUAUAGAUGCUAUCUCAGUGUGUACAGUCCUUUUUUUCUUCUAGUUGACGUGCAUUCAGUUGUGUGUUUGAUGCCUGUGUGUGGGGGGAGGCUGGACUAAAGCCAUGUGCCUCGUGCAUCCUCACACAAACGCCGUGUGAGCCGAAUUCUAUGAAAACAACGGACAAUCAAAUGUACAAAAAAAAAAAAUAAUGUGCCUUGUGAGUUAACAGACCUGUCGCAUCAUCAUCAUCGUCAACACUUGGCAUGGUUUUUUUCCUAAAGUCACUGGUCACAGCUCUUGUUUCACUUGGGCUCUGUGAGAUCAACUUCUAUAAAACGAUCUUAAAUCAGUUUGAUUUCUCACAUCAGCUCACGAGGCACAGGCUCUACCUUUGACAUCUCUCAGCACAAACGGUGACUUUCACCUCACAGAUCCUUCUUACUACCAGAGACGACUGUUUGCAAUCUAUGUGCACUGUAUAAAAAGCAACAACAACUUUUUUUUUUUUUUUUAACCUGUAUACUGUAUUUUGCGCCUCUCUCUUUCGACUCCUGUGCUGAACUUCCCCUUCUAGAUUCCUGAGACUUUUUUAAGAUCUGUAAUAUGCUGUAUCGACCCCAGCUUGCCUGGGUUCUUGUGCUUUAUUGUCUACAGUCUAGUAGGGCUGCGGGUUUUACAUUUGAAGGAGGAAUGAGCCACCAUGGUGCCCAGUAUUAUUCUGACGUGGGAUGGGUUGAGUCCUGUCGUUACCAACCGCUCUUUUGCAAACCCUGACUCAAGUGAAACUUUUUUUAAUGCGUUCAACCUUCAGUGUCUUUCUUAUCAAUUUUUUUCAAUCCGUUUUCUGAGUAUCCAACAAAGAGUGCAUCUUUACUGUCAAGUGCUGUGAUUUGGUGUUUUUUUAUACAUAAGACAUGAAUUUGAUACAGCUAUUGUUGCUAUCUUUUUAAAAAAAAAACAUGUUAGCAAAACAUUUUCAAUAUCUUUUUGUAAGAAUACAUCAAAGAAAGAACUACAGCAACACAACUUUUUUUUUUCUUUUUUAUGAUUGCUUUUUUUCAAUGGUAUGGCAUCUUACAUUUUUGGGAUUUUUACCAAGUCUGAUGUGACACUCAGUUCAAGGGCUUUUUUGGAUAUAUGUAAAUGGAGUAAAAAUGCAUGUCCAACAUUCCUGGAGAAAAAAAAACCCUGUAUCUUAAAAGGUUUGAAUGUAAUUUAAUGGAGUGAAAACCACAAUAUAUCUUUGAACACAUGAACUGAACAGUGGAACUUAUUUCAGACUCCUGUGCUGUGUGCGCGGCGAGUUUGUAUUGUCUUCACAUUGCUUUCUUUACGUUCAGAGUGGUCUCAAGGAUUUCACGCUCAUGUGCCCUAUGAAGUGAGACCCAGGCCAGAUGUAGCAUUUUCUUUUUUUUUUUGUUAAAGCAUUGGCUGUGAUAUCGUUGGGACUGCUCUGUGUUUGGAACAGUGCAGAACGUAGAGUGAUGGAGGGAACGGAGGAGGACAGGGGAUGUUUGUUCUUUUUUCUAGUGCAAUAUGCUGUACAUAAGAGCUUGGCUCUCCAAAUCUUACAAUUUCUCUAAUUUUUUUGUUGUUAAAUGGGUACAUUGCUGUUUUUUUUUUCAUUAAAACUCUAUGGACAAUUUA